AUGCUGCAGAUCCGCGCUGUGCCUCAGCCGUGGCUCUGGCACUGCCCACGCCGUGAGGGAUGUGCUGGGGGCACGCAUGUGGCGUGGGUGGGCUUGCUCCCUGCCGUUGCACAGCCCUGCACCGUCUGCGAGCAGGUUCACCUUCACCUGCUUUUUAAAACACAGGAGAAGGAAGAGGUUGUCAUCUUCUGGGCUGGUUUCAGCCUCACCCUCAGUGAAGGUCCACCAAUUUUAGAUAACUUGAAGGAGGAGAAAUAUAAUUUACAUGUCCAGCCUGCAGAUACACCAGUAGCUGCAAGAACAUCUCUGAAUUACUGGAGAACACGAAAAUGUACCAGCAAGCUCUCAGCGAUUCCUCCCAACAGUCCAGCCUUCACAGGGUUACAUGAAAGAGCUCCCCUAGGGCUAGUGGAUGCACCUUUACUAGAUACGGAAGACGAAGUGAAUUACUGUUUUUUGCCACUAGAUUUAGUGGCAAAAUAUCCUGUACUAGUUAAUGAUGACAAUUUGCUGUGGCUGCUUGAGAAUGCAGCCCUGAUCGAGUGCGAGUGCAGUGACUUCCGCUUCAUAGUUAAUUUUCUUCGCUCAAAGAAGAUGUUGUUGCCUGAUGACUUCUCCAACAUAGAUGCCUUGGAAGAAGAAGUUUUAAUUCUGGGAAUUCCUGAGCUUAUAGAUGCUGUGAAGAUCUAUAGAGGCGGCUGCUCCACGGAGGCCGGGGGGCAGCGAAAGGCGACGGCGUCAGCGUCGGGGGGGUCCCCGCUCUACGCCAUGGCACUGGGGCUGCUAGCCAACUACCCGGAUUCAGCUCUGGGCCAGCUCUGUGUGGGCAGCGACCUGGGCAGGAGCCGCCUGCACCUCUCUGGCGAUGGCAUCCUCUUCCAGCAUGCCAGGAAUUGGCUGGGAACUUGCCGACUUCCUCUCACUGAAAAUAUUUCUGAAAUCGAAGAGCUCUGUGCUUAUUUGGACAAAAGGGACACCACAUACGAGCCAAUGAAAGAUGCUUUAAAAUGCUAUCUGAAACAACAGAUGCCAGCAGAGAGCAGAGAUUAUAACGCAGCCUGGACGGCAGAAGUAUCCGUGUGCUCGCUGCAUCAGACUGUGAAAGUUUAUGUGGGGAGUAACUGGUAUGAAACGUGCUUACAGACUUUACUGAAGUAUCCAGAGCUGUUGUCAAAUGACAAGAAAGUCUGUUGGAUCACAUAUGGUCAAAGUCUUCUAAUCCAUGGAGAUGGGCAAAUGUUUCGACACGUUCUCAACUUUCUAAGACUUGGGAAAUUGGUUUUGCCAGCUGAAUUUAAAGAAUGGCCUCUCUUUUGCCAAGAAGCAGAGGAGUACCAGAUCCCUUCUCUUUUAGAGGCACUUUACCACUCUGAUGCAUACAGAUUAUGGAUCCACAACAAUGAAUUGCACAAUGAAGUUUCUUUUCCAUGCAGAAGGUUAAGUAUUGUGUCUUGGAAUGAAGAGCAUGAGUUCAGCAAAGAUCCAAAAGAAGUGUACUCAUGUACAGCUGUGGAUUCCAGUAAAUGCUACAUAAAUACAUGGAGUAAUAUAAAAGAGCUGAAGGGAAAGCACGGUACCAGUGCAGAGAAGACCAAGUAUUCCCGAAUGGUUUCACAGGUGAGAGGGACAAAGCGGAGGAACACACUCGGAGGCUACGACGCAUCCUCGGCCAGCCCGGUAAACUCCAGCUAUGACAAACAUCUGGUAAGCCCUCCAAGGAAGAGAGGAUCGAGCAGCAGCUUAACAAAGAAAGUAGAAAAUAAAGACUCAGCGAGUCACAUCCAGAAAUUAAUUUCCCUGGUGAAGGAAUGGGAGGCGGUGAGCUCCAAGAGGGGUGAUUGUCAGCACAUGAGAACGUCCGACGGUUGUAUCGCAGAGAGUGUAUCUCGGUGCAACGCCCCUGGAAAGGACAGAGGUGUCAAAGCUCCUAUCGCCUCUUCUCCUGGGAAAAUAAGCUUUAUAGUUCAAGGAAACAAUCACAUUACCCAAAACGAAGUCGGGGCUGCAGGAAAGCAGCCGGAGCAAUACGUGUUGGCACGGAGUUUGCCGGUUGCCCCAAGGGCUGGAACGUAUCGAUUCAGCGCCAUAAAAGCGACUCCCACAGUCGGAAACGAUGUGGAGAAUAUAAACAGGGAGCAACCAGAAGGAAGUUUUUCCAGUGAAGGAAGAGGCAAGACCUUGCAAAUGAAACUCGUCCCUCUAAAAGACAAAACUGGGGACAGCGAACACACCGACCUCGUUCUGGCAGACCACAGCAACGUAGGAUUGAUUCUUAAAGUCGACCAUCCUCCGGUUUUAGGCAGCGAUGGCUUUCGUGCGUGCAAUGAAGCGAGCGUUGUUUAUAGCACUCAGCUGGAUGGCAGCGGGCUGGAUACGCCGAAGGCUCGAGCACUGUCCAAAGAUGUAGUUUUUCUUACCUUUCCUCUCUCGCAUGAGGAGAUAUUCUACGCCAGGAAGUGCCACUUUUUCCUGACGGAUGUCAUCCUAGACUCCGUAAGGCAGAAGGAUCCCGAAGAAAUCACAGCCAAAGUCGGGACCCUUGUGAACAGGCUGUGGACUCAGCAGAUCGCACCCAGGGAGUUCGUUUCUGAUUUACUGAACGUGGAAUAUUUUAAAGGGGACAGAAACGUUCACCGGGAGCUACUGCAGUGGGUGGAAUUCACCCUGCCCCUCGCGUGGAAGUACAGCCGCUGCCUCGACUUACUGAUCCGGAGAGGCUUUGCAAGAUCGGUCUCAUACUUUGCCUUGGAAAUCUCUGCGGAGGAGAGCUGACGCUUCUCAUCAUGGGAACUCAAGCGAAUCGCCCUCCCUUUCAUCCUGUCUAACAACCUGAUUAAACCAACAUCAUUUCCAUCCCCCACCAGUAUUCUGAGAGAGAAUUUAG
Molecule: messenger RNA, 2884 nt
Organism: Grus americana (Whooping crane)
Lineage: Eukaryota; Metazoa; Chordata; Aves; Gruiformes; Gruidae
Gene: KCTD19
Product: potassium channel tetramerization domain containing 19
Exons: 18
Coding region: 1-2772 (923 amino acids)
Source: RefSeq, a predicted model, not a curated record